Fusarium coffeatum is the source of this 2535-nucleotide messenger RNA. RefSeq lists its product as uncharacterized. The record is from RefSeq and is a predicted model, not a curated record. The transcript has 11 exons. NCBI's taxonomy places the organism in Eukaryota, Fungi, Ascomycota, Sordariomycetes, Hypocreales, Nectriaceae. Bases 1 to 2535 code for a protein of 844 amino acids. Gene Ontology annotation, molecular function: UDP-glycosyltransferase activity; hexosyltransferase activity. Gene Ontology annotation, biological process: carbohydrate metabolic process.
AUGUCUAUGAACGUGACAGAUCAUGGGCUGCAGAAGAGUCUAGAUGAGGACGGCGCUCUCUUUAUCAAGGGACACGGCUCUCAUCUAGAGACAGCCGGCGCUGUCAAUAACGAGGCCCGGAUAGACUUGACUUUUAACGGCAAAAGCUCCCUACAGCAUGCCUUGCAGAAUGCCAUGCCACCCGAAUCUUACACAAACAGCGCGCCUAUACGCCCUCACCUUGGUGCAAGAGCGCCUUGUGCCCUCAAUAUCGUGCUACAGAUUGUCGGCAGCCGAGGCGAUAUUCAGCCCUUUAUCGCGCUUGGUACCGAACUUCAAAAACAUGGCCACCGCGUUCGAGUUGCCUCCCACGAUGUUUUCGCCGACUUUGUACGCCAAUCGAACCUCGAAUUUUACCCGGCCGGCGGAGACCCUUCAGACCUUAUGGCGUACAUGGUCAAGAACCCCAGUCUUGUGCCCUCUGUGUCUUCGCUUAUGGCUGGUGAUAUUGGUCGCAAGCAAGAUAUGGUGGAGGAGAUGUUGGAAAAGUUCUUUCUUUCGUGUAUAGAACCCGACCCUAUCUCAGGGGUCCCAUUUAUCGCCGAGGCCAUCAUUGCGAACCCUCCGAGCUUUGCCCAUAUUCACCUAGCAGAGGCUCUAGGUAUCCCAGUACAUCUUAUGUUCACUAUGCCUUAUAGUCCCACCCGAGCAUUUCCGCACCCAUUAGCGAAUAUCAAGCAGUCGAACCUCGAUCCGAAAGUUACAAACUACCUGUCAUAUGGAAUGGUAGAGAUGCUGACAUGGCAAGGGCUUGGAGAUAUUAUCAACAACUGGAGAAGGAAAUCCUUGAACCUGGACCCCAUCUCAUCUUCCACUGCCGGUGUUCUUCUCAGUGCCCACGAAGUGCCAUAUACAUAUUGCUGGUCUCCUGCCUUGGUACCAAAGCCGUCCGACUGGCCCCCUUACAUCGAUGUCUGCGGCUUUUUCUUCCGGGAGGAACCACAGUACAGCCCGCCUCAACACAUUACAGAAUUUCUGCAAGCAGGGCCUCCCCCAAUCUACAUCGGCUUUGGUAGCAUUGUCAUGGAUGAUUCGGCAAAGAUGACAGACCUGAUCUUGAUGGCGUUGCGAAGAAGUGGUGUUCGUGCCAUCAUUUCCAAGGGAUGGGCCAAACUGGGCGAAGGCCGCAGCGAUGAAAAUGCUUUAUUUAUCGACGACUGCCCUCACGAAUGGCUGUUCAAAUACGUUGCGGGAGUAAUACACCAUGGUGGAGCGGGGACAACGGCAUGCGGCCUACUUAACGCCUGUCCUACAUUUAUCAUCCCUUUUUUUGGAGAUCAACCGUUCUGGGGAGCAAUGGUGGCCAAGGCCGAUGCUGGCCCGUUUCCCGUCAGUCAUAAAGAACUUGACUUGGAAACCCUCACCAAAGCAAUCGAUAUGCUUCUUGCUCCCACUACCAAGGCUGCAGCCGUUCGUAUUGCGGAAACCAUGCGGACUGAAAAUGGGGUCGCACAGGCCGUACAAUCAUUCCAUCAUCAUCUCCCUCAGGAAAAACUGACUUGCGAUUUGUUGCCCGGCGAGGCAGCGGCCUGGACGUACGAUGCUAAGCGAUUGAGCAAGAGUGACCGGAAGAGAUUCAAGGAUGGAUUGAAACUGUCUCCCAGGGCGUUGAGUGUUCUCAGCAAUCGCCAGAAGCUAGACUUGGGUAAAGUGCAACUGAACCACCCGAAGCCGAUCGAGAUCGAGAACCACCGAUGGGAUCCUCUGACUGCGACGUCAUCCGCACUCCUAGGCUCGCUAGUGGACUUUUCCAAGGGCUUCGGAAGCCUGGUCUCGGCCCCUGCCACCAAGAUACGGCAUGAGACUAGGAAGCGGGAGAGGAGAUACGCCGCUACAACAGCGCUCACAGAUUCCUCUCAAGAGCAUGGCUUGGCGCCAAACAUCGAUUCGCAAGAUGCAACUCCGGCAAGCGCUGGCACUGGAGAGCAUAGUCUGGAAGUAAAGCUCGCCGCAUCGUCGAAACCAGCACAAGAAACAUCAUCUUCCAACGCGGGAAUAUCGGCAGGAAAAGGCAUCUCCCAGAUGACGACAAGUGUUCUCAAAGGCACGCUCGUCGACGUGCCUCUUGCUCUUACCGAGGGCUUACACAAUCUACCCGAGCUAUACGGCGACAAGGUCCGGAAGCACAACAAGAUUACAGACUGGAAGAGCGGAACGGCUGAAGCUGGCAAGAACUUUGCAUACAACUUUCUCGACGCAUCCUGGUGUCUUUUCAAACAACCCGUCGUCGACGCAGCCAAAAAAGGCCCUGUUGGUCUUGUGACAGGUCUUGGCAAGGCAGGUUUCGGGCUCAUUACAAAACCCAGCAGUGCUAUGUUUGGCCUGCUGGCAUAUCCUGCACUGGGCAUCUAUAAGAGUAUUGUGGCAAGUCUUUCAAAGACUGAAAAGAAAGUCCUGGAGGCACGACUCGCGCAUGAUGAGUAUUUUGCCCGGAUUGACCCGAUCAGCGAUCAAGAGAUUGCGUCAGUUUUGAGCGCCUUCGGGACUGAGAAGUAG